AUGUCCCUAUUACGUGAAGCAGAAAAAUGCAUCGCCAAUCAAUAUGCAAAUAACUUCAAUUCCUUCAUAACACCACUGCCACGCGCAGGGCAAUGGCUAAACCGGGUGAAGGAGGCAGAGGGACGCGGCGAGCAAGGGAAUCCCAAGUCCUCAAUUGAUGGUCGUCUGAUAUCUAUAAAAGACAAUAUCUGUACAAGCAGCUUUCCGACUACAUGCGCCUCUGGAAUCUUGGAUAAAUUCACCAGUCCGUUUAAUGCGACGGUUGUCGAUAAACUGGAGGCCGCUGGUGCUAUCAUAGCUGGAAAGACCAAUUUGGAUGAGUUUGGAAUGGGAUCACACUCGGUUCACUCACGAUUCGGUCCGGUGAAGAAUUCGAGGCGGGAUCAUGGCGGUCAUGAUAUUUCUGCUGGUGGUAGCUCCGGUGGAAGUGCCGUGGCUGUUGCUGCAGAGCAAUGCUAUGCUGCACUUGGAACAGAUACCGGAGGCUCUGUCCGACUGCCGGCGGCAUAUACAGGUAUUGUCGGAUUUAAACCAUCAUACGGGUUGAUUUCUCGAUGGGGUGUGAUCGCAUAUGCCAAUUCACUAGAUACCGUAGGUAUUCUAGGGCAAAAAACGUUUGCUGUCCGAGAUAUCUUCUCAAUCCUCAAUAAACACGAUGCGCAUGAUCCCACCAGUAUCUCUGAAUCCGCCCGAUCACGAAUUGUAUCACAUCUUCAGACCUCUCGACUUGCGUCGCGAUUGACUUCGGCUCCACUCCGAAUCGGAGUACCUCUGGAGUAUAACAUUUCCGAACUAUCACCUUCGGUUCGACGCGCCUGGCUUUUGUCUUUGGAGAUCCUGCGAAAUAAAGGCCAUACCAUUCAUCCUGUUUCGCUACCGACGACAAAACACGCACUUUCAGCGUACUAUGUGCUAGCCCCGGCUGAGGCGUCAUCAAACUUGGCCAAAUACGACGGCGUGCGAUAUGGUACUCGCGACAAUGAACCGGAUAUUGAUAGAAAUCCAGGAGGAUACCUCUACUCCAAAACUCGGGGCAGUGGUUUCGGAGCAGAGGUGCAGCGACGUAUUCUUCUAGGCACAUUCAGCUUGAGCGCUGAUGCUAUGGACAACUACUUUAUCCAGGCACAGCGUGUACGUCGAAUUGUCCAGAAAGAUUUUAAUGCUGUUUUCAGUGCCACGCAUCCAUUGGAAAAAGUCAAUCAGACAGACAUAGGUCGCUCCGAAUCGGCUGCCGUAGAUGUUAUCAUCUGCCCUACCGCGCCAUCUCCACCGCCGCGACUGUCGGAUGUGAUUGAUACAUCUGCCGGAUCAUCACCUCUGGAUGCAUACAUCAACGAUGUCUUUACAGUUCCGGCUAGUCUGGCGGGACUGCCUGCCAUAUCUGUGCCAGUGACCGUGUCCGAGUCAAUCCAAGGCUCUGUGGUCAAUGAACUGGCUGGUAUCCAAGUUAUAGGGCAAUAUGGGGAUGAUGAGCUUGUGAUGAAAGUCGGAGAGUUGCUCGAAGGCAAGAAAUUUGAAGGUGCAGAAUAG
Molecule: messenger RNA, 1530 nt
Organism: Penicillium taxi
Lineage: Eukaryota; Fungi; Ascomycota; Eurotiomycetes; Eurotiales; Aspergillaceae
Product: glutamyl-tRNA(Gln) amidotransferase subunit HER2
Exons: 4
Coding region: 1-1530 (509 amino acids)
Biological process (GO): mitochondrial translation; glutaminyl-tRNAGln biosynthesis via transamidation
Cellular component (GO): glutamyl-tRNA(Gln) amidotransferase complex; mitochondrion
Molecular function (GO): glutaminyl-tRNA synthase (glutamine-hydrolyzing) activity
Source: RefSeq, a predicted model, not a curated record